Molecule: messenger RNA, 707 nt
Organism: Cuscuta epithymum
Lineage: Eukaryota; Viridiplantae; Streptophyta; Magnoliopsida; Solanales; Convolvulaceae
Source: the annotation of a GenBank genome assembly
AAGAAAACCUAUAUCCCUCAUCAUCUAUAAACUUUUACUUCGUCUUCCUCGUUCGUAGGCACUCCCUGUUCGAAGGCGACCAUGUCUAGCAGUAGUUUUGCUACCUCAAAAUCAACAGGCCGGUAUGAAUAUGGAGAGUGGAUCCCGGUCAAACAUUGUCAAUGUGGGCAAGAAUUGAAGCUUUUGACUACAUGGAAACAAGAAAACUGUGGGAGAAGGUUUUGGAAAUGCGUUGGCAGCCAGUGGUCUGAAGGAUGCGGUUUCAUGGAGUGGUUUGACCCUCCAAUGUGCAAAAGAUCCAAGAAAAUAAUUCCAGGAUUGUUAAAAAAACUGAAUGGGUAUGAAAACCACAUUCACACAUUGGAGCUGAAGCUGGAAGCAGUUGAGAAACCAGAUAAAACAAAUGACAAGAUGGAGAAGAUAGAGCACAAAAGAUACCCUUGCACCAGACUUGUCACUUGCAUUAUAAUAGCUUUUGUGGCUUUUGUAUCCAUGUAUGCAUAUAGCAAGUAGUCUGGUAGCAUUGUUUUGUGUAUCCAGAAGAAUUUGAGGACAUGUAUUAGCUAUUACCUUUGACAUGAAUUAGCUUUGACAAAUGAGGAAUGUUGCUAUUAGCUUGACAUGUAUUGAUGACAAAUGGUCAUGUUCAUGACAUGUAUUAAUGAAGUUGUCUUACUUCCAUAUUCAAUGUUACAUAUGUUGUGUUA